Molecule: messenger RNA, 498 nt
Organism: Dibothriocephalus latus
Lineage: Eukaryota; Metazoa; Platyhelminthes; Cestoda; Diphyllobothriidea; Diphyllobothriidae
Source: the annotation of a GenBank genome assembly
GGUAAUGUCCUUGACCAGAAACAUGGUCAGGUGGGUGAACAGGUCGUGAUUGAAUUGCAUGGUCAGGCCUUCGUGUAUGAAAUGCGAGGACCCAUAGAUGGAGAUGAGCCAAUCACGUCGACCCUUCUGGUUUCGGCCGCAGAAGCCGAGGAGGAAGCGGAAGGCACCCAGCCACAGCAGACAUCAGCGGCUGAUGUGGGUGCAGCGCAAACGCAGUGGACCACCGAGGGUCAGCAGUCGGAAGCGGCCGCUGAAAAUUCGGAGGUGCCCGCUGGGCAGCAGUUUACCCUCACCGAGGCAGUUGCCAUCGUAGAUGGCAAGACCAUGCAGACUGUCAUCCUGGAGGACGACAAAGGCAAUGUGUUGGAUCAAAAACAGGGUCACGCCGGCGAGCACGCGAUCAUUGAACUCAACGGCCAUUCUUUGGACUACGUCUUCCUCGGACCCUCAGAGACAGGCGAACCCAUUACGGUCAGUUUUCUUCCUAAUAUUGACUGA